AGUCUCAGUUAACGUUACCUACUGGUCUUGGAUACUCCAGUUUCGCCCACCGACAAGUAACAUCAACACGGUUACCGGGAAAAGCUACCUUAGAGGCGGGUUGCGACAUUUCUCUCCCUGAACCUCCGCAGCUGACAUGGAUAUCUUGUUGCCCGGGAAACAUUGAAGACAAAAACAAUGGGUACAUGCCGCUAGAAAAAGUUGCUAGCUUAAUUGGCACAACUGCGAGCUAACAGUUAGCCGCUAACGUUAGCCGGCUAACGUUAGCAAACAGACAGCUGAAGGAGAAGUGUGUAGAAGUUUGGAUAUUAUUUGUCGCUGAGACAUCAAGAUUGAUGCGGCUUUCUGGAGACGGCGAACCCUUUCAUUGAAGGUACGUAUCGUUUAAUCCCGGAGAGGCGUUAAACUGAGAUACAUGAACACUUAACUGUCAGUCGGUAACAUUUACUCUUUGGAGUUGGCGGCUCCGACUACACACCGGACCGAAAACAUUUUUUAAAAAGAGUCGUCCCGAAACGGAUGUUAUAUAUGGUCGAUUAUACAUUACAAUAUAUUUCUAUGAGUCGUACUAGAAAUUCGGAAUGGUUGCUUAAUCGUGUAGAUAAUUGUGCAAUGUAUUCGGCUAAAAAGUUAAAUUUCAGCAGUUCGUAGUUCACGCCCGACCGACUUACGUUGGCGAUGGGCUGGGUCAGUGUAUUUCCUGGGUAGGACAUCACAGCUACAAGCUUGGACAUACAUUCCUUUAAGUUUAUUUUUUGUAAUUUGAUAUUUAUUGAUUGAAAUGAAGUGCUGUUUAUGUCAAAAGUUAGCUUUAGAGAAACGUUUGUCUUGUAAUACAGGUACCGUUCCGUGUCAGUCUACUUACUCCAAGCUCUCUCUCUUUUUCAUUACAUUGUACCACAUAUGCGACGAAUAGAAACUUCAUAGUACUCAAACCAGUGACAAAGUAGCGACGUCGAGUAACUAUGUGGAGAUAUGAAACGGUUCAAAACGAGGGAGUGUUUGAGAUAAAAGUUAAAGUCAGUGCAGUCCCUGUAAAGUCGAAGUCGGCAGUGUUUCUUCCUCGUCUCAUUGUGGGGGUCUUCACUGGGAGCCCUUUGCACGGUGGUGACCUCGGUGUUUAGAAGCUGUACUGCAAAAGUGAAACCCCUCUUUACGUGUCAUGCAGUGUCCACCGGAUGACUACUGCCUUGUAAUUCCCGAUGUAGUGUAGGGAGAAAGCUAUUCUUUAUCUUGGCUUUCAUAUGGGCUACAUUUGCACUCAUGGAAAUCAACCACCCUGCAUGAGAGCAUUUUGCCUUUAUAUCACUUUAUAAUGCUUGCCAGACACUGCCCAUAUUGUACCUCACAGAGCAGUGUUAGAGUUAUUUGCCCUGUGACAAGGUGUGUUUUGUUAAGUUGUGUUAAUUUUGACAUCCUCUGUGGACAGAGAUGUAUAUCAGUACCUCUUUGCUGUUUUUGUCUUGUGUUUGCCAAGGUAGUGUUUUCUUAUGUAGCCUUAAAAACAUAAACAUGUAAAGGCAGUUUCUUUAGCACAUUGUCAAUCACCUAGUCUGAUAUGUACCCUCUUGCAAAUGUUACAGGCAUAUAAAACUACAUUUGAAUUAAUAUCAGUUGUAUAGCUGAUAGUCCUGCCUGCUUCUGUUGGUCAUAAUUAAAUUAUAUGUAAACCAUUAGUCAGACUGAAAUUGUAAUUAUUCAAGUUUCUCUUUGUGGGAGUGAGUUAGCUUGACAAUUUAGUUUAAGAUCUUGUAUGUGUUCACCUCAGUCAGACCCAUAUAGACCCACUUCACAACACAUUGCUGGACCAAAAGAACCAAUGGUGGUGGACGGCUCCUCUCUUUUCGCUGCAGGACAGAAAGAAUCAGAAGAUCUUUUGUACCAACAGCCAUCAGACUUUAUAACUCUUGUGUAAAUAGUAGAUAACUUUUAGAGACAUAUUAUGUGAGACAACAGACAAUAGAAUUUCCUUUUGGGGAUUAAUAAAGUUCCUAUUAUUAUUAUUCUUAUAUUGAUUAUGUGCAUACUCUACAGUUUAAAUGCCAACUUUGACUCAGAUGAUACCCUGUAGUGAUCAAAACCUCAAUAAAAAAAGUGGGUAUGUAAAAAAAGAAAAAAGACAAAACUGUGGUUUUGUAUUGUACAUAUGAAAGGCAAAAAGUUAUGAAAGUGUCCAUAUUUCCAUCAUGGGACUUAAUAAACAGUUAUCUUGUUGGUAACUUGUUUGUCAGUAGUUUUGGUUUGUAAUGUCAUAGGUAAACAUGUUAUAUGAGGUCAAUGGGGUAAUAUCGCUGCCUGGCGUAGUGGAGUCAGAACUAUUCUCGUCAAUAAAUUAGUUCUGGAUUGGUGCUUGUGUACUGGGUCAAGGACAGUAAUCCAGUUAAAUUAUAGAUCAAACUGUAACCUUAGUUCAACUCAUCUGUGCAUGUAAACAUAACAAAUAUUUUUUCAAACAGUUUGACAACCAGUUACAAACUCCUCCACAGGGGCCUCAUAUGUCGGUAGUCAAGGUCAACCCUGAAUAUGUUAGUUUCCUUGUAUAUGUUGUGGUACAUCCAUUCAAGCUGUUCUUGGCUCUUCUACAACAAAUUUGGCUUCAGUCUGGAUUCAGAUAAAAGCACAUAUCCAGUGAGCCUCCAGGAAUCUGUUCUAGUAUACAUCAUAUGACCUUUUCUUCUUUUACAAGUGAACUCCACCUCUAUGACACAUUGAUUCCUCCUCUCCAGGAGGGCUUCAUUCUGCUGUGGUAGAAACAGAGAGGAAUUCAUUUUCUCCCUGUUUGAACCCUCCUCCUGAUUUUAUCACCUUGGGCAGUGUCAUGUGAUUGUUGUUUAUAAAAUGCAGGACUUGUACAAACCCCCCUGUGUGACACAAAGCAGUUGAAUAAUGUAACUGCAAAACCCAGACUGUGAGCAAACUAUCAAAGUUAGCCCUGCACAGAGACCAAUAGCACGGUAAUAGUACAGAACCCAUUUGACAGUCUUUGACACUUAAAAAAAACCAAUGCAGUUGUAGGAAGUGGAUUUUCUUAGCCAAACAAAUCUGUCAAACAAUAUUUUGUUGCUGACUUAAUUAGGUAGUACCAAAGUGAUACUAGACACCCGUACACGAGCUCUUCAGGCGACGUGUUUUAGGUAAACAUCACAUAGCUGACGUAGCAGUUCUGCUUACCUUCCUUCAUGGAAACCUUCAGAGGUAUGUGCUGUUGUCUGACCGGUUUUUAAGAGUUGGGUGACAUUAAUAAGCAAACGAGGAGCUGACAAAUGAUGCUGGCUACUCAAGUAAUUAAUUAGGAUCAACAUGUUUUUAUGUAGUUUAAUUGGAUCAAAGCCUCAGGACGUGCUUGACAGAAUUGGUGUCUCUAGGGCUUGUUUCUGUCUGUUCGUCUUUAAAUGUGCCCGCUUUUGUUCCUCUAUAUUAUUCCUUGUUGUGGUUUAAGUUAACAUCUGAAUUUUUAUGUGCCUGAAUACUCAUUUGUUCCUGCCUCUCUAUUACAGUGUUUAUUUCUUUUUUGGUGCAGGAGUCUAGGUGAAGAUACUGUAAAAAAAUUAUGUUCUGUACUUAUUUAUUUAUUUGCUUCUGUCUCAUCUUGGCUACAGGUGAAUGGGAGAGAUGAAGAGCAGUAGGAAGACUGAGGUUUUCUCUGCUCAGCAGCUCAACAAUCCAAGUAUUGGCCCAGGUUCGUCUAAAAUUUUUUAUUCCCACCCAGAAAAAGCUUAAGUGUUGUUGUGUAUUUAUUCUUAUAGACGUUAUCUCAACUAUUUUCAAUUGUGCUCUGAAAUUCAUCAAUUUGUGGAAAAUUUUUCCAUCAAAUUGAAACAGAUUUUUGUCUUUCUCUUUCAGAGCUGUCAACUGCAUGGAAAAGUUUGGUUCAGACCAAAGCUGCAGUAAGUCCAUCUGCAACCUCCCUGAGAGGAUUUCCAUUUUGUAGUCGUGCAAAAAACACUGCAACAAGAUUUUUGUUAUUUUUAUAUACUCAUAACUCAAGAUAUCUCCUUUUUCUUCCUCUGUAGUUGCGGCACAUAGAGAACCGCCUAGAGGCGACCCCGGGGACAGGGGUUCUGAUGGAGUCUGUCAUGGACCCUCCCAAGAAGAAAUCCACCCGAACGGUUCACUGCAGGGGUGAGUUGUUGCAAAUUGUAGAGCAACAUUUUUUCAUUAUAAGGCUCACUUUGGUUUAUUCUGCUGAAUCUAUAACUCUGUUACAAUUGAUUUUUCUAUUACAGAUGGACAACAAGCUGACAGCAGUGGAGGGUCUUCAAAGCGCAGGGGGCAUAGUCAGCAGAGUCCAGAGAAGAGCAGCUCCCGCAGCCCCCUGAGAAAUAGCACCCAGGACAGCAAUGUCCGCAGGAACAACAGUGUGGAAUUCAGAGAACCGCUGGCCUCCUACAGGUACAGAUUUGGAAUUUAAACCCAAUCCCAAACCCCCCUUUUUCCAGAUCUUUUCUAUGUUUAUGGGAAGAUUUGCUUUUAAUGAGUAUCUAUCCUAGUUGAUGCUUAAAAUUUCCACUUUAGUACGAAUACAAAGGCAAAGUUACUUAAACAACUAAUUUAAUAUAUAUAUAUUUUUUUAACAACGAGGUAAUGCUUUAUGUGUUCUGUGUUUAUAUUCUGUAAAGUGACAACAUAUUGGGAUUUUUGUGAUUGCUAAUAUAACUUUUGAGCUGUGAUACUUCCAUGCGAAAUGCUGCAUUAUGUCAUUUUUUUUUUAGCUUGAUACAACAGGAGAGCUCUCUCAACUCAAUGACUGUCCUCCUCCCUCUCUGUCUGACUGUUAAGGCUUCCACUCAGAUACCACAUGUUCUUGACAUCUUUUUCAAACAGCUCAGCGCUGAAUGACUAUCAGAUACUUCAGUCACCCGAGGCUCCAGUCCUUUUCUACUAAAACAGCAAAACCAAAAUGUUCAGAACCAUAGAAUUCAUUGAUGUCCAUUGAGUUCAUGAUGUUCAUUGUGAUAAAGGCUUUAAAUCAUCAGUGUUUCAAUUUGGUCCUUCAAAGUGUCUCUUGUGACUGUCAUAAAAAUCAUAACUUUUCAGGAUUGAUAAUUUUGAAAUGUGGAACAUGAUUGCUUUAAUUGGAACAUUUGCAAAGACUUCAGCCCUUGAUUUAGAGGCAAUUUAAUGGCAACCCGAGCUUCACAGGCUUUUGAAAUACAUAGAUGAGCUUUCAGACCAACAAUUUCAUGGUUUCAUGGAAGCAUUUUCCUAAUAGUUGGCAAAAGAAAAGGUUUUAAUAGGCCAUGUCUUCAUUGGUUGGAUAUUUACACACAUACACACACACACAAAACAAUUCUAAAAAAUAUAUGCAAAUGGUGAAUGUUGUCAAGAUCUAGUAUUGUUGCUACCAGAUAGAAACAGCUGGCAACUAGCUGGUAAAUGUAAUUCACAAGGAUGCCUAAUGUUAACAGCAUCAUCCUGGUAUUGGCAAAUAAAGACUUGAUCAGUAGAUCGUCCUUAGUUGUAGACUGGUACUAAAAUUUUACCUGAUAAACAGCUGAUGAGGUGACAUAUCAGUUGUGCAUACAUUGAUCUGAUUAUGCGUGUUGACCGUAUGGCAGUGUUUUGUUGUGAAGGAAACAGACAGCAUUAUAGCUGUUUGCAAUGCUAAGUGCAGGUGACAGGAGGAGUACCAAAAGAGCAUUUUCCACUUUAGUGAUUCAGUCACUCUAAGAAAAAAGUGGUAAACAGGAAAAUCAUUGAAUUCACUGAUAACCAGCUAUUCAGUGCAGUGGGAGAUGAAACUUCUGCAGCAUUGUGGUGUAUUGUUGAUCUUUAUUAGUGAGUGUUAAUACUAGUUAAUGUCAUUCAGGUUCAGCCUUUUGGUUUGAAGAGGGAGCCUUCAGUUCUUUGCUGUCAUGUCAGUCAUAGUGGGGCGUAAGGUGCAUUUCCAAACCUCAACAUUCUGCAGUUAUUCUCAUUAAUGCUGCAAUUAUAAAGUUGUCUUAACUGUGAAACUCAGAUAAAUUGGGUAAGAGUGUCACUCCGUCAUUCUCUCCCUUUUGACCAUAAAAUGUGCUGUUCUGUAUACUCGGUGUGUUGUAAAUUAAGAGUAAGGCUUGAUCCUCUUCCUGAUCCCAUGUAAUCUGGUUUAUGUACAGAGAGGCCACCCCUCCACCACAUCCCUCGUCUCAGCUGGAGGCCUACAGUCUACAGUCGGUGCCAGGGUCCUUGCACCCUUCCUCUCCAGCCUCCUCAGAUCCUCUACUCAGCCAGCUGGUCUACCAGAGAGACACCAGGGACAAACAGACAGACAGAGACCUGGAAAGCACACACUCCUCAGCUCUGGAGAGCACAGAGGUUCGCUACCUCAAUGACCAGCCAGCCCCAGUCACCCUGAGGACUAUUGUAAACCAGUCACCUCUCACAGGUGUAGAGGGGGCUGAGGAGGAAAGAACUCCUAAAGCACACGUUGGAAUGGAUAGCCAAAAACAAAGCUUGUUUGAAACUCCAGCCCAAGGCUCCGUACAGCGAGCGGAGAGCACCCCUUCCUCCAGCCCUGGUUCAGCAUCUCAGCGGCUGGAGAAUCUAAGGCGACAUCAGCCAGACGAUAAACUGGAAAAGCUCAAAGAGCGCAUUCGCAGGCAGAGACAACAUCUGGAGGAGGCAGCAGAGAAAGAGAAACUGCUGGGUUAUCUGGAGCAGCCUAUUACGGCAGCAGUAGGGAGCAACAGCACUGGCACUGCCAGUAGGGCUACAGCAAAAAUACGUAAAGUGGCUGCUGCACCACCUGCACCCGUAUACAAAGGUACCAUGAGUGUUUGAUGCAUUGACAACUAGAGCGUACUCAGUAUUUGAUCUUUUGUUGGUCAUUUGAGGCUUAGAAAUAGAAAAUGAGAUGCUACAGCUUACUGGUCUUUAAAUCCUUCAGGUUUCAACAGCACUGAGACAAAGAUCCGGACUCCUGAUGGGAGAGUGUGGAAAGAGGAGGAUUUUCAUAACCUCAGUAGAGAGAUAUACAGAGACCUGUCACAGCAGUUUGCUGGUAAGCACAGGCCACUAUCUUUUACCUUUUUCAGUGUGUACCACCUUUUUUAGUCAUGACUCGAGUUUGUUUUUAUUAACCAGCUGACACUUGACAAUUUAAUCAGAAAAAUCUUCAUGUAUCUAUGUUUCUGUCUUCUCAUUACAGAGACCACAAGAUCCAAGAAUCUGCAGCAGAGAGAACAGAGAGCAGACAGGUCCAAAGAGAGGAGACCCCCAAAACCAGUCAGGAAGGUCCACAGAGCUGCCCCUUCCUCUGACCUAAAUGCAAAACCAGGUAUAAUAAUCCCCUUUCAUGUGAGAGGGCCAACCCACCCUCUGAUCUAUUUUUAAUUAGUGACAGUAGGAAAGCUAAGCAUGUGGAACAGUCUGGUAGGAUUUUAUCAUGGUUCAGUGCACAUGGUCCCAAACCGAGAGCUCCAAAUGUUAAACAGCCUCAUUUCUUUCUAACUGGCUUUGCUGGUUUGGGGUUGUGCCUUUUUGAGUCAUGUGCAUUCUUCUUUGAUUUUCUACUUUCAUAUCUUUGUUUAUACCAGUUUAUUGAUAUCUUUUCCUGAAUGACUGUUACAUUUAUGACAGUUGUUGAAUAAUGUUGCUGCAACCUUUUCUUUGCCAUUUUGGAGACUUAUGUGUAAUCAUGUCUUGACAACAUUAUUUACAUUUCAGACAAAUUUUGCAACACAAAUAAACAAAAAGGUUACUUAUUUUAAUCCAGAAGACGUAUUUUUAUAGAUAUCUUGGGCAGACUGCUUGAAUAAGUGUUCAGACAACAGUACUCGGUGUGUUCUUUCCAUAUCCUCAGUCGUGCUAUACUGAGCCUGUGUGUGUUUCAGUGCAUGAACUAAAUACAUUGUUUACUUGUGAGACUGUAUGGUAGGUCUUAAAUCUCUGAAGAAAUGUCAAGUAUGUGUGACAUGCAGUUUUGGACCUGUGAGUAGCAAACAGAGAACUACAUUUAAUAACUAAAGCUUCAUACCACUGUAACCUGGGACAGCUGAGAAAACUCCCCCUUUGUUAUAUGCAAAAAUCCUUCCGGGUGCAAACCAGUACACAAAAUGUAAAGCUGCCAUCAUCUCUGUGUCCUGAAAGAUAAUGGUUUUAGUGCCUAGCGCUCCACCUUGAUUAAUCCAAUAAAUGAUUUAGUGUCGUUGCAAAAUCUGUGAUAUAUUAAAGUAAAACAGAUUAAGUCUAAUUAUCCUGAAAGUGAAAAACACGUGUUUUUCUCAUUGGCUCUUUGGCUGGUGUCAACUUGUGUUUUUUCUAACUUUUGGUUGCCUCCGAUGUCUGCACUGCUCUCUCUCUGUCAUGCUGGCACAGCACUAUAAAUAGCACUCUGGUUCAAUUGGCUCAUCCGCAUGGUACCAUCAGCUGCUUGCUUUGUCCAUGUUCAGUUUCAUUACCAGGAACUGCAAUUCUAUAGAACCACGUCAAAGUGAAAAGCACACCAGAGGUCAUCUCAAGUGAGGACAUUUGGGUGUUUCUAGAAUGUCAUUUCUGGCAUCUGAGCACCACAGAGUAAUACUAAGCUAUAAGAAAGUUUGCAGCGAAGACAAGUAGAAACCACUGGGUAAAAUCCUGUAAUAAUGAUUCACUUAGUAGAUGCUAGUGACCAAAAAAGUUGGUUAAAUUGUGAAUUUUAAGUUGUUUGAUGGUUACCUCUGCCACAAAACAACCGUAAUAACUUACUCAGAGUAAGCAUUUCUUUUUAUGUUAUUGAAUUUCUAUAAGGAGUGACUUAUAUCAGUAAAGCAAAUGCUGUUCUUGUAUGUGUUUUUCCUAAAGCUGAGAAUUUCAGGACGUUCGUAGACAUAAAUGUGAUGAUGGCUUCAAACUUAAUGUUUUUGUUGAGCCUGAAACUGAACUUGUUGUUUUAAAUGGACACUGGUGGGCAAAUGUAUCUAUUUUUGUUUAUUUGCAAGGUUUGUAUGUAUGUCACGACAACAAAAAGCUGCCCACUAUUAAGACAUUAAAUUGAUCUGUGUUUAUGAUAUGCCUAUGAUGCAGUUUCAGUUAGCUUUUUGUUUCUGUGUGUCUUUGUAAUGCAGAGUGUACAAAGAUUUCAUGUCACUGAGGUCUGAAGCUCUGUAGCAAUAUCCAAAUUUAGAUAAUUCUCACUAUUUAACUGUAUACAUACUACAUAGUCAUUUUUGCGUAAAGUGAUCAGCUUUGCAGCUGUCUCUCCGUCUCUCUCUUUUCCCCUAAAAAUAUAAAUUUUCUGUCCUUUGCAGUGAUAAAUACUUCAUCGUGGCGAGAGGGUCAAAAGCUUGUAAAGAUGGUACUGGGUCCAUUUCCUAAGUCUCCCAUGGAAGAGAGACCCCAACCUGCUGAUGGACAGAGUCGAACAGGUGGGACCUGAAGUAAUGAAGUCAUAUGAAAUACAGAAAAAUAUUGCAUAUCGGGGAACCACACAGAGUAGUAAAAAAACAGACAGACAACAGAGCCAGACAAAGAUGAUCAAUAAAUAAAGAGUCUUUGACUGCUGCUUUGCAUAGACUAUAUCUCACAGUCCCUCCUAAAAGCACACUACCAGCAUCCACCUCUGUCUCUGCUCGCUGCAUCGGGACUGGGCACCACUGACCAGACGGAAUAGAGAUUGACAUGCUGUUCUGGUUGGGUGCACAAUUAGACAUGGCCUCAUUUCCAGAGGUUGCCCCUAGUACAGGAUGCAUGUACUCUGGAAGGGGGAAGUGGCCCAGAGAGGGGAUGAGGCUCACAGCAGCCAUGGUUUGAAAAAAACACUGUCUGGAUUAGACAGUGUAAAAUCUGCAUAGGAAUGAUCAGUUUGCCACAGAUUAGAGUUGGCAUGUAAGCCCGCCCACAGGCCCUCUUUAGUUUUUGCUUUCUAUCUGGGUCUGGUGCCUAAUCUGUGGAGGGUUUUUGAAAAACCCUUUUCAGUCCCUUGUAAGCAUUUAUUUACAUUUGUGCUGACAUUUCUAACCAUUUUUUAAAAAUGUAUAACUGCCUCAAGCUUUCAAACAUUAUCAUUAUCCUAUACAGAAGCCAUAUAUAAAAUAGUUUGAUAUUUAUAAUGCUCAAAGUGCUGUUUUCUUGUACUCAAUUUAAAUGUCAAUUUAUCACCGCUUACUAACAUUUGAUAAUCUUUCACUAAUUUUUGUUCAAAUUUUUCAUGCAAUUUCAGCUACACAUCAUCACUUCAGUUCAGAACCACGCACAGAAGCAAAACCCAGAUCUCGCCCAAACAGCAGAGAGAGGCUUACUAGUAGUGGUCAGGGGCGUUCAAAAAGCCGCUACACUAAUCCAACAACCCCUUCAUCUGCGGAUCAGGACAGAGAGCCAGAGCGUGCAGGUGCAGACUUGUUGUCAUCAGACAUCCAGGGGAUACUUGAUGACCUCCAGCUGGAGUGCAGAGCAGCUGAGAGGGAGGAGAGGGCCCGGCAAAGAUCUCGGUGUAGUAACAGUAGCAGGAGAGGGGGAUCAGGAUCACGUACAAGAGCUCCAAUAUCUGCUUGGGGGACUACUUUGGCAACCGGUUCUUCUUCAAGGGGAUGCCGCAGUGCCAGCCCCACCAUACACCGGCCUCACACUGCGAGCACGGCUGACACGGGGAACAAAAAGCGACACUAUGAUGCAGAUUCUGUUCGGCAGUACAUUUUAAAGCAGCAGGAGGAGAGAAAGAAGCGUCGAGCAGAAGAGAAGAGGACACUGAGGGAGGAAACUGAGAGGAGAAAUCAGAGACUGCAGGAGCUCUACAGGAAACAAAGAGAAGCAGCCAAAACUGUGACCCAUGCAAGUGAGGCCCCUGUGGCCCCUGUGCAAAAGCGACUACAGGAGACCUAUACCAAACUCCUGGAGGAGGUCCAGCAGGGGAUGGAGACCACUCAGACGCUACCUACUGCUCCAUCUAGUCAUAUGGUAUUAUACAUUACCACAUCACUUAGUUACCCCUUUUUUUCACUAAUAAUCAAGCUGUAUGAGUUACCAGGAUAUGUUAUUUUCUGUUUGCUUACAGAGACCAGUGUACCAGCCCUCAGGAGAGUCAGACAAAGAAAACAAAAGGCUCGAGACACCCCUGAGUCCUUCCAGCAGUGAUAGAUCUUUCAACGAUCAGCCGGCUCCUCCUCCUUUGUCCAGGUACGCACUCACACAGACGCUUUCAGGAGAAAUAAAAAAGCUGGCAUUUGACUUGUUGGCAAGGAUGAACAAAAACAUCUCUUAGCAGAAUGUCUUAAUACACUUUUGGCAAAAAUUUCCAGAAAAAUCACCUGAUUGGUGCAAAUAAAGAAAGUGUUCUUUCUAAGAUGGUUAUUUUUGUUACUGAACAGCACCCCUGAAGCCUUUUGCCCUUUAUUUUAGUACAGGAUUAAAGAAGAUAUUCAGAGGCACUUAACAGUCACUGAAGCCUGUUUAGAGGCAUUUAAAAGGACUUCCUGGAAACUCUGAUAACGGAGGAUAAAGCUUUACUUGUGAAACAGAUAGAAUGAGCAUCUCUGUGUUAAUACUGAGUGAUUACAGAUAUUCUUGUACUUUUCCAUGCAGAUGAAGCAUGCAUUUGAUCAUGCUUUCGAUUCACUGUUAUGUAAAUGAGUAGUUCAUGCAGUAAUCCAGCUGUAAAUAUGCUGCUAUGAUAAAGGUGUCGUUUCGAAGGAGCAUAUGACGUGUGUGGUCUCCUUUAUUCCAAAAACAGCAUGAUAAAAUUGUUAUUGUUAUAAGAGGAAGCUGCCUUCACUGUCAGGAUCUUUCUCUUCUCCCUCCUGUAACUUCAAAAUUCUCUCUUUGCCUCUUGCAGGAAUGAUCUGGAUGUUGGAGUUGCGUCUUUGCUUCAGCCGGAUCGACUGAGUCCUGCUGUUCGACCUAUGAUUGGUCCGAGCAGUUCACUUACUCCUUUUGGUGACCCCUUCCUCUCUCAGCUGCUCGGGCUGGAGUCUGCCAUGGCAGCCGGUAAUAUUCAACAAACCCAGCGGCCCGCCACAGCACCUUCUAGCAGGUCGCGGUCCAAGAUGUCCCGAAUUGAGGCCCUCAAGGCCACAGCAACAUCCCUCUCAAACCGUAUAGAGAGUGAAGCAAGGAAGCUUGCUGGUGAAGGGAUCAAUUAUGGUGCAAAAACUUCAAUGGAUGAUGACAUUGUUUUGACUCCCAGGCCCUCCACAGCUAAUGCUGAUGGAUGCUGGACAGCUGCUACAGAAAAUAAUGAUGCUGCUCUGAAGUUCCAGAGGAGUUUGACUAACGCAGGUCCGAGUUCAUAUGACCCCCAAGUCCUACCAGGUGUGGGUAAUCUGCACACCUUCAGUGGAAAGAAAAAGACAAAGGGUGCUUACACCAGUUUUACAAAACCACAUACAACUCCAGCUGAUGUAACAGGGCCUAAUCUCACUGGUUUUACCCAUGAAAGGAGCAAACUUGUCAACGGCUUUAGGGAGGAAGACAGAAUGGCACAAAGAAGUGAAUAUGGACUGAUGGACGAGAAGAAUCUGACAGAUCUCCAUGACUCAAGUGCAGGUUCCAUCAGCGAGGGUCCUCUUCUGAGUGAAGGAAGUUUUUCUGAGGAUGAAGCCGGCCCUCCCCGAUCCUCCAACAAUCGUGCGCCUAAAUCAGCUGAUCAUCCGGCUGCAGUGAACAACCGUGCAGAGCAAAGGGGGGAUUCCCAGCGGUUAUCAGAGUUCCAGAGAGAAGCUGCGAGGUGCUCAGCCCUCAGUUCACCUUUUGCUCAGCAUGAGGGCAGCAAAGCAGCCUGGGAGGAGUUAAACAAAGGAAGCCCUUUGAGUGUUAUCAACAUCUACAUAAAGAACUUAUAUGACCAUGCCAAAGGUUAGUCCCAAUAUGAAACUCUUUCACCAUGAAAGAUAUAUCAGUCAAGUUUUGUAAAACUUGUAAAACUACAUAAGCAGUACAAAUGAAAUAGUCAAAAUGAUGUUUUGAUUUAAGUUCCUCUUUGUAAAUGUAUUAUUUCUAUUCUUACAUCUUUACUAUCAGUCAUAUUAAAAUCAGAUGCUUUAGCUAAAGGAACAUGCACUGAAUCCAAGUUAAAGGUAUUUCUUUUCUUUUUCAUCAUUUUUUUUUUCUGCAGCGAAUGAGAGGAUGUCUGAGAAGACACCCCCCUCAGCCCACUCUAUGGGCCUUGGGAAUGGCCCUGUGGACACACCUGUCUAUGAAGACGACUUUGUGUCAUCACAUAGCAGUGGACAGUUAAAAAGAAGCCCUCAUUUACACAGGUAAAAAAAAACCCAACAACCUUCAAUUUUCAGAAUGGCCACUGGAUGGCAUUCAUGUCACACCAAGAGAAAGCCCACAAAGUGUUUUCGAACAGCAACCCUAAUUUUGUACUCAUGGGUUCAAAGAUUACCCCACUUCACUUCUGUAGUAUUCUAUGUGUUGGUGUGUGCCUUCACAUAUUAAGAAUUUAAUUCAAGGUCAUUUAAAUCACACUUUUCUCCCUUCCUUAUAAGUGUGAACACUCAUUUUGAGGAGCUGAUGAGGAGGUCUCCUUAUGAAAAAAGCACAGGAGGUGCCAAUUCCAACCAUUCAUCCUUCCUCUCAUCUGUUCACUCACCACAUCCUUCGUCCGGUUCAACAUCUUGCUCUUCACCCUUUUCUAAACACUCCAGCAGAAAAAGAGGUGAGAGCUCUUAAGUUUGUUUUUCACUAUUACAGAUUUGUGUUUGUUUUUAAAUUAAUAUUUUUUAAUCACACAAUAGAAAUAUUCUCUGUCUGACAAUAACUCCUUAUUUCCACUUCAGGUACAGUGUCAGACCAGAGUGAUGCUACUCUGGUGGGAGAGCAGAGAAACUCCUGCUCACCUCCCUCUGAUGCAUUAUCCUCCGACUCCAGGAAGAGAGGCUCAGAAAAAAGCCCUGCUGACAGCCACGCCAAAAGUUUCCACUCUCAUGAUGCUUUAGGGGAAACUUCUCAACAAAGGUAAUGAUCUCCAGCAGACUAGAUUAAUGAGGUUUGAUACUCCAAGGAGAGAAAACAAAAACUUCCAUAUGCAGGGUCUCGGAGUAUUUCUAAGAGUAUACAAGCAUGCUGUGUUGUGCCAUAAUGGUGACUAAAAGGUCAAAAGUGUUUACAUUUUCCACAUAUUCAGAUUUUUAAGGUAUUUUCUUUCUUUAUUCUAGGGGUGCAGGCACAAAUUUUCACUGGGGUGUUUUAUAUGCUGCCUUAUUAUAAUAGGUUUUUAUUUGGGUCACAGCAUGAUCAUUAUUAUUAUUUUUAUUUCCUAGUGCAAUUUUUUUGGAUUGAAGAUUCAUUUAAUUUGCAUCUCGAGUUUUCACUAUACGAUAUAAUUUCAUUUUGAAAGUAGUUCACUAAGCCACACAAUUUCCUCUUCUCAUUUCUUCCAAGCUAAUCUGAAAUGGAAUGGUGUAUUUAUGGAUAUUUUAGAUGUUUUUAGUUUUAGGUUUACUCACUUGUUGCUGUUCCAAAAAACUCCACUUAGUACAAACCAUUUUUACUUUAAGGUCAAUUUAUUUGGACAUGAAAAAUCACUCAAGUAUGCUUAGAGAGACCAAGUUAAGGCUUUUGGCUGGCUCUCCUGUUGAAGGCAUGAGGCCCUCAGUACUCUUGAACAGCCCACCAGCAGAGGGAGGUCUUUAACCCAAGACAGAAAACACUAGCUGUCUUGUGAUGGGGGCCUGUAGGGUAGUUUGAUGGAUCAGCCAGCUUCACCACAGCUUGGGCCUGAUGCCAGAGAAAAAGAGAGGAAUUUUUUUUUCCCCUCUCAAUCUCAGUGCCCAGUAUAGACAUUUUAGUGCUCUAAUGGUACGCUGAAGCCCAGGUGGCAGACUGCUUCCACUUUGUGUAGUUUGUGUCUCUUAUAAGAUAGAUAGGAUUGUGUUCAUUUUAUCGCAAUCACUUUAGCUGGAUGUUUAAGUUCAUCAGUCCAAAAUUUUUUUAAAUGUCUCUGUACAUUUCAGCUUCCUUGCAUUUGACAGGGUAUUUGUAAAGUAUUAGGACAACGGUAAUAUCGUCACAUCCUUUCAGUUGAAUCCAGCUGUGUCCCUGAAAUAUUGUAUCCCCAGAAUGGGAGAGCAUAUCCUGAUCCUUUAGGACAUCGCCCUUGGUCUCUCAGCAGCACAAUAUAUCCAUUCAUAGUCUGGGCCUCUUACAGCUGGGAUAUGCUGGCUCAGCAAGUCCUGAGGUGUGCACAACCAGGGGCCCCUUCUUUCUUAAUCAUUUGGUGGCGGCCUUAUCUGCUAUUCCAAAUGUUCAACAGUCUGCAUCCUACAGUGCAUGUAACUUUACACCAAGUUAUGUUUGAUUUAGAUAAAUAAAAUAAAUAGAUGUGCCUCUCCAAAACAUCUGGAUUAAUGUUUGAGCUGUUCAAGAAAAAGUUUAAAAAUACCUUGAAUGUGGUACUUUUUACAUUUAUUAUGGUACACUAAAGCAUACAUACCUGAACGCCUCAAAUGUCUUGACUCUUGGGGAGUUGUUUGCUGGUCUCACAGCUGUAUUUUAUCUUGCAAAAGCUUUAUACCUGAACUUUUUUUUCCUGUCUCUCUCUCUCUUUUUUUUCAAAAUCUCUUUCUAGUUUGGUGGUUGACAGUAAAAAGUCCUUCGUAGUCAGGCCAAAACACACUUCUUCACAUGGCUCUCCAGAUUCUGGUUCUCCUCCAGGAUCAAACUCCCCCAGUGAGGCUGUAAGAAGGGGAUCAUUUAGGGCGAACAGCCCAAACACUAGCACUAACGCUCGCAGUGGCAGAGCAGAGAACAGGACUGCUGGUAAAUAAUACUCACAUUUAAAUAUAAGACAACCAGAUGUUUACUUGGACUUAUUUCUCAUAUCUAAUAUUCUCAAAUAUCCCCCUUUUCCUCCCUUCAUUCAAUUUUCUCUCUCACUCUCUCAACCUUUUCUACCUCCCAGGUCAACUUCAGUAUUCACCAGCUGUUUUGCAAAUGCGUAUGGCAGCAGAGCUCCAGUACCUGGAGUCUAUCGAGGAGUCUGUCCGACAACUGGGGGAUGUGGAGAGGUUGAUGGGGGUAUCCAUGGCUCAGCAGGAGAGUGCUUCACUGGCCCAGAUGCUCAAGGUGAAGAAGGAGGGGAAGGAAGUGGCUGUUGUUAGAUAGGAGUAUUUCAAGUAACAAAAUCUACAUUUUACUCAAUGUGCCAUGCAGACGUGAAUAAAACCAAAAAAAUUACCAACCAAGUGUUUUUAUCAGUGGCUUGAAAAAAACUAUUGAUACAGCAUGAUAUUUAAAUGGCAAAGCUUUUUCAGCCCCAUAAAUUUCAGUGACUUACUACCCGUCGAAUGUCUGUAUUGAUGCACCAUAUUGACCCCCUUUCUGAUCUUUGACCCUGCAGGCCAAGCAGCAGAACCAUGAGCGUGACCUCUACGAGCUGAAGAUCAAGGCUGAGAGGGAGGCUCUGGAGGCACAACUCCAGAUUGAGGAAAACAGGCAGAGAGCAGCCAGGGUACUGCUGCACACAAAGAAAAGCUCACUCUCACCAAUAAUACACUGUGUAUGUGCAAUUGAAAAUUAUUAUUGAAUGUUCAUGCUCUGCUCUUUUUUUUUUUUUUUACUCAGGCUCACACUGAGCUGCAGGAAAGCUUGGCUGGGACUCAAAAAGAGACAUUGGAGGGCCUCCAGGAGGCAACUGCAAAGAUGAUGAGUCAACAGGCUGAGACAGCACGGUACACAGCCGAAACUGCCCGACACAUCAAAGAGGUAAGCAAUCACUGCCCUCUUCUCUGCCUGGAAAACAGCCUGUGUCUUCAUUUUUGGCAAAAGUUGAUUGACUGUUGAGUUGCAGUAAAGAUCAAAACAAUCAAUGCUGGAGAUAAAAGCUCAAUAUACUGUGUUUUACUCAUCAAAACCAACACAAAUGUGUUUUUUUUCUCCGCCAGAUGACUGAAAUGGCUCGGUCUCAGAUAGCAGGAGCUUUGGUUGUUCCACCUGCUGUAACAAGUUAUUCUGUUUCGGAUGACCAAAGGAAUCAGCAGAGCUCUUUUUCACCGCAGCGACAGGAUGAAUCUGACAGGUGAACCUAAAGCACAUUUAUUAAGGGUUUUUUGACUAUUGAUACAUCUAGUCCUCUUGUCCUCCUUACAUAGAUUCAGAAUGGUUUCAAAGCAUUAGAAAUCUGGAAUAAUGCCAUACGACGAGGGUUGUUGUGAUCAGGUUUUUUGGCCCCAGGUUCCAACCUAAAUAUUUCACAAUGAGUAUCUGCUGAUACGGGGUCCCAUUCCAAUACUUGUUUUUGACUCGAUUGUUGAGCUGCACUCAAUUUUUCUUUGUGUUGUUUUAUUGUCCACAAAAGAACAGAAUUUAACAAACCAGCUAAAACAUGUCUUAAGCUUAUCCCAUUUACCUUAGUUCUGUUAGUACUGUUGUAGAAACCACAUAAAACCUGUUUUAGCAUCCUAUGCGGUAUGAAAGCUGUGAAUCUGGAGUGUAUCUACCACAGCACACUUACACAUUGAUGUUAAAGCUAUUAUUUCCUUGUUUCUGUUCCUAAGUAUUGUAGGCUAACCCAGAGUGUUUCGUUAUACUUAUCAAGUUGUAUAAUUGCUUUCUGUGCAAAUUGUACUCAGUGAUGGCUAAUGUAGAUAAUCAGGCAAGAUGAUAUCUCAAAUUGCCAGCACAUCAUUAAAAAAAAUGCCAACAUCAGCUCCGCACUGAUAGUAGAGGUUGGGAUUAGGACAUCCUUAACUGCCACUGAAAAUGAAGCCUUCUGUCACCACUUAGCAUUCUGAUCUAUGAAGUCAGAGGGGUAAAUGCUCUUGAUUUCAUGCUUUCCUACAGCUUCCUGAGUCAUGAGUCGAGCAGAAGAACUGGGCCAGAGGAGUCCCUGUCUCCACUCAACAGCCUCAGCCACUCUGACUCUCAAUCUUUCAGAAGACCCAACUUCAGGUAUCAGCCAGGCCUCUCAUGUAGCAGUACUUUGAGUGCUCUGUACUGGAUUUGUAUAAAUUCUGAAUCUGUUCUCUUUUUCUUCUCACAGUGGAGCAGACUCAAGCAGCCACCAUAGCCCAUCAUGUUCCACUUCAGAUCAGAAAGAAAGAACUAAAAAAGAAGCAGCAGAAGGGAAAGGGAGAAAGGAGGGAACUGAAGUGAAAGAGGCAGCCAGCAGCUCCAUAGAAGAAGAAGCCAUUACAGCGGCUAAUGACUCUCUCUGCAGUGACAGCAUCCAGUCCGUGUUGGAAGAGAAAGGUAAGUAAUCCGCUUUUGCAUAUUCAUUUCCAUCAGCAGUUAAACAUGUGCGAAUACAGCCUUAUGUAUUUAUACCAACAGAUAAAAAUAUAGUUGAAAAGUUCUUUGUGCCCUUACCUUUUCUUACUUUUGGCCCAACAGCUGACAGUACAUCCGUGGCAACAGAGUAUUCCUUCAAGUUUGAUGAGUCAAUGACAGAGGAUGAGAUAGAAGAGCGUUCUUUCCGCUCUCUGCUGCCUUCAGAGGCUCAUCGCCGGGGAACCAAGGACAAGAAGUCCAGACAUCGUGAGGAGUCAGAGGAUGAUGAAGCCAAUCAUGGCAAGACAACAAUUUCAGGAGCACACAAUAUCUUAAAAGUGAGUGGGCAGUGGUGGUAUUGAAGAUAUUUGCAUUACUUUAAGAGCUAGUGGGAGAAGGAUUCAACCACUGGUGGUGAAACACACCCCCUAAAAAAGUUUGACUGUUCUUUAUUCAAGUGCUUUAAGCCCUCUCAUGUAAAAUAACCUCCAGUUUCUGCGAUUUUCCCUUAUUCCGCUAUUUAUCUCCCGUCAGUGGAUCGUCUCGUUCAAUCACAUUUAACCUCCACAUUUUCCUGUUGGCUCUCCUUCAGGAUGCAAAAAUGGCCUUCUCUGGUGGACAGGACAGCUUUUGUCAGUUCACCAUGGAUAUGGUGCGUCAGUACAUGAAGGAUGGGGAGGUCCGACUGCAGCACCAGAGCUCCCUGCUGCAUCUUCGCCAAAAAGCGCUCAAAGACAAGACCAGGGCCGAGCUUGCCUGGCUUGAGCACCAGAAGAAGAGACUGCGGGACAAGGGGGAGGAUGACAAAAUGCCACCCAUUAGGAAGAAGCAGAGGGGCCUCCUGAUAAAGCUCCAGCAGGAACAGGUACAUAACACAGGGACAUUUUCACACCUGUAGCUUUUUUUUUUUUUUUUUCGCUUGGUUCCAAAUCAUCAAGUAAAGUAGACUAAAAUGUGUGUUAUGCCUUUUUGAGCGGCCUCAGUACAGUUGUUAGAUCUGCACCAGGGUUUGAGUGACAGUUUUCACCCCAGUGCAAAUAAACCGCACUAACUUGGCAAACAGAUUUAAGGUCAUUUUAAUCACCAAUCAGGUUUGGUGUGAAAGCACCAUCAGUGUUGGUUGAGCUUUAGAGUGCAAUUUACUGGCUAUUAAACUGUCUUCUGCGCUCGUCGUGCUGCUAGGCUGAAAUCAAGCGACUUCAGGAGGCCAACAAAGCAGCCAGGAAGGAGAGGCAGCUGUUGCUGAAGCAGCAGGAGGAGAUUGAGCGCAUGAGAAAUUCCACACUCAGACUGAAGGAGCGUCUCAAGUGUGCUGGGAGUGAAGCACCACCAGUAAGUAAUGCAACAGUCAUCAAUCACUUUCACAGCCUGUACAGAGAGACAGAUAGAUUUAAGAGAUGUGUAUUCAUUGUUAUUGUUCAUGUUUCAUAGUCUGACUGUUAAAAAGUGCUGCAUGUUCACCUGUUGCACUUCUUACUGGCUUCAGUCACUCUUAAGUAGCUAAAUGGACCAUUAAAUCAUCCUCUAGGAGACCCCUGUGUCAGAAGCCCUUCUGUCUGAGUCAGCGUCCACCAACAUAGGACAUGCAGAGGAUGGACGCAGCCCCUCUCCCUCACUCUCCAUCUCUGGGAGUGAGACAAGCAGCAUCAUGCAGAAGCUCAAGAAGAUGCGCUGUCACAUGGAUGAAAAGUAAAGUCUUUCACUUUAUUUUUCUAAGUGUUUGUGGAUUGUUUUGAACAGUGUGUGUGUUCAAGCUGCUUCUUUUAUUUUGAUUGACAUAUUCUCUUAAGAAGUGAACAGCUGAUGAACUUUUUUUUUUUUUUGCUUUGCGUUCUGAUCAAAUUCUUGGUUAUAUCACCUUGAGUUUGUGUUUUACAAUCUUUGGUCUGUUUUAACUUCUUCAUUGCUUACGACUGCAAAAUACACACGUGGACAAAAUUGUUGGUACCCCUCAGUUAAAGAAGGAAAAACCCACAAUUCUCACUGAAAUCACUUGAAACCUACAAAAGUAACAAUAAAUAAAAAUUUAUUGAAAAUUAAAUAAUCAAAAUCAGCCAUUACGUUUGAAAUGUUGAUUAACAUAAUUAUUUAAAAAAAACAAACUAAUGAAAUAGGGCUGGACAAAAAUGAUGGUACCUCUAUAAAAGAUUGAAAACUAUUUGACCAGAGUGACAUGAUUAACUCAGGUGUGUCCUUUAAUUGACAUCACAGGUGUUUCCAAACUCAUAAUCAGUCAGUCUGCCUAUUUAAAGGGAGACAAGUAGUCACUCUGCUGUUUGGUGAAAAGGUGUGUACCACACUGAACAUGGACAACAGAAAGCGAAGGAGAGAAUUGUCCCAGGACAUCCGAAAAAAUUAUAGACAAACAUCUUAAAGGUGCAGGCUAUAAGACCAUCUCUAAACAGCUUGAAGUUCCUGUGACAACAGUGGCUCAUAUUAUUCAGAAGUUCAAGACCCACGGGACAGUAGCCAACCUCCCUGGACGUGGCCGCAAGAGGAAAAUUGAUGACAGAUUGAAGAGACAGAUCGUUCGAAUUGUAUCCAAAGAGCCCAGGACAACCUCCAAAGAAAUUAAAGGUGAACUCCAAGGCCAAGGUACAUCAGUGUCAGAUCGCACCAUUCGUCGUUGUUUGAGCCAAAGUGGACUUCAUGGGAGACGACCAAGGAGGACACCACUGCUGAAAAAAAUCAUAAAAAGCGAGACUGGAAUUUGCAAAAAUGCAUGUUGACAAGCCACAAAGCUUCUGGGAGAAUGUCCUUUGGACAGAUGAGACCAAACUGGAGCUUUUUGGUAAGGCACAUCAACUCUAUGUUCAUAGACUCAAAAACCAAGCAUACGAAGAAAAGAACACUGUCCCUACGGUGAAACAUGGAGGAGGCUCAGCAAUGUUUUGGGGCUGCUUUGCUGCAUCUGGCACAGGGUGUCUUGAAUGUGUGCAAGGUAAAAUGAAAUCUGACGACUAUCAAGGCAUUCUGGAGAGAAAUGUGCUGCCUAGUGUCAGAAAGCUUGGUCUCAGUCGCAGGUCAUGGGUCUUCCAACAGGACAACGAUCCAAAACACACAGCCAAAAACACCCAAGAAUGGCUGAGAGAAAAGCGUUGGACUAUUCUAAAGUGGCCUUCCAUGAGCCCAGAUCUGAAUCCCAUUGAACAUCUGUGGAAGGAGCUGAAACAUGCUAUUUGGAGAAGACACCCAUCAAACCUGAGACAACUGGAGCAGUUUGCUCAUGAGGAGUGGGCCAAAAUACCUGUUGACAGCUGCAGAACGCUCAUUGACAAAUACAGAAAUCGUUUAAUUGCAGUGAUUGCCUCAAAAGGUUGUGCAAAAAAAUAUUAAGUUAUGGGUACCAUCAUUUUUGUCCAGCCCUAUUUCAUUAGUUUGUUUUUUUUAAAUAAUUAUGUUAAUCAACAAUUCAAAAGUAAUGGCUGAUUUUGAUUAUUUAAUUUUCAAUAAAUUUUUAUUUAUUGUUACUUUUGUAGGUUUCAAGUGAUUUCAGUGAGAAUUGUGGGUUUUUCCUUCUUUAACUGAGGGGUACCAACAAUUUUGUCCACGUGUGUAGCUUGCACUGAGUGGGGCAGUGUUUUCAUCAUUUCUGGCAUUCCUUUUUAAUGAACCAAAAGUCUCAUUUAUUUUGAUUCUCAUUUCAACUAAUGACUAAUAUUGUAAAAACUAACCUUUCCUUGUUUUUCUGAAGUUUUGUGGGUGUGUGAAUCUGUGGAUGUGAAGAUAAGCAUGGUUACCUCUUUACUCUCUCUAACAAAGUAACCCUCCUGAGGUUAAAAUUUCAUGAUUGGCCUUCCUAUUGUUUGAGGACAAUUAUAUUUAAUACUGAACAGUAUCCAAAAAAAAACAUACUUUGUGUUACCAUAACACAGGCAUAGACUGUAUAUAGAAUGGACGCCAUCUGCCUUUUUGCUUGGUGAAGCCACUCCGAGAACAGCACCCUCUGGUGACGGGCUGCAGUAUAGGUCAUAAAUUCUGCUUCCGCCAGCAAAGCUUAUGGAGCUGUGGACAAACUUUAGAAACUUAUUACACAGAAUAUAAUUUUUUCUCCCCCCUGCUUGCGUAGCUCACUCAGGGGGAUACACUGUUUGAGCCCAGCGUCAUCACAGCAACUCUUGGCGACUCUCCCACUGAAAAAUUGCGGAAAUACCGAGAGCUUUUUGGCUUCGUAUAUUGGCAGAAGGCGGAACCAAGUUGUCCAUAGUAUAUACAGUCUAUGAACACGGGACAUAAUGACUCCAGCUGCAAGUUUAUUUCUCUGCUUGUUCUUUCCAUCCUUCUUCUAUAACUUCACUUUCUGUUAUUUUGUAAAGUUUCUGUGCGAGUAUGGACUUCCUGCUGGCCAUCAAAGAUCUUAGAGUUGGCUAAAAGCUUUGGUCAGGUGGCAGUAGAGCUCCUCAUGACCUACUAGCUCCAACAUUGGAUUAAUUGUUCUGGGAUUUAGGAUUUACAGCUGUAUUGUUACACACUGGCUGAUUUGCCGCACUUGAGCAUUUUUGCAGAUUUCUGAAAUUUGAUACGCUUAAAAAUUGCUUGUGUGUUGAUACAUGAUUCAAUUGGGAAACCCACAAAAUUAGGCCCAGAUCACUAUAAAAUAUGAUUAUACAAUAAUUUCAGAGAAACCUAAAAUAUUUAGCACGUUUCUUGAUGCUCAUAUAUCAUCAGCUUGCUUGCUGUGAUUUUAUUUUUUCUAGAUAAGCCAUUGUUUGUCUCUUCCCCCUCUAUCUGUUCUUACCCAUAACUACUUCCUUGCUGUUUAUCACAGCCCUAGAGACUGUAUGCUUGAGUUUCCUCCUGACAUAACAUACUAACACAGUUUGACGUGCUUCUCUGAGGCUUUUAUUUGUUUCAAAAUCAGCGUGACAGCCUCAUGGCCCCUGUAACUCUAAAAUUGGUCACUUUUCAAAGUAAUCAGAAACCUGACACAGCUUACACCUGAGAUGCAUUAAAACCACAUUUGCUCAUAUGGCUUUUCUUUCUCCCUUUCUCUGUACUUGUUCCUCUCUUUUCAUGUUUUUAAUAUUCCCUCCCUUUACAAUAUGUGUGUGCGUAUGUGUGUGUGUGUGUGUUGUUGCUGUUUGUUUCCAUACCCACAUCUGUGUGCUGCUUUUGACUCUUGUCUGUUGCGUGCUUGUGUGUUGUAGACACUGUUCUCCCGUCCACUACUUCUUCUCUGUGUUCACGGCCCACCACUGGGCCUCCCUCAGUGUCUGUCUUCCCAAACUCCACCCUAAAUUCCAGCUCUUUAUCUACAACCAGUUGGUCAGGUACUGUACAGCGCUCUCUACUUUUUCCCCGAGCCCUAUCCUGCCCCUGAAACCCAAUUCCACCCCACCCCACAGAACAUGCUUGUGUUCUUCCUCUGGCACUGGGACCUUGUUGGGGUGGGGGUGGUGAAUGAUGAGUGAUUGGAUGUGUUGGUUUGUUUUGGGUUUUCUCUAUUUCCAGGACGAUUUUGUGGGGAAGGAACUCCAGUGAGAGCUUGAGGAGUGCCCAAGGAAAGCUACCCUGUUGAAAUAAAUCUAACCUUUAAGCGGCUUCACUUCGCUGUAAACUCAGUUUUAUGGCAACAAUUUCAUCUGUCAGUGAAAUAUGAAUCACAUUGGCUGAAGUGUUUGCAUUAAAACACAAUGGCUGCAGAGCAGUCUUGGAUGAAAACAAUGACACACUGAGACACUAUUUCUGUGAAGUCUAAAGGUAGGACUUAUUUCACCAGGAGGCCUCCUUGCUAAGUGGCAAAAAUCCCAAGUCACAGAAACCCCAAGCAUGGGUUUCACAGAUUUCUGUGGUGUUGAUUUUUUUUUUACUCUCCCUGUCUUUUCUCUUGCUAUUUUCCAAGAGUGUUGCGGUGUCUUUCAAACUGUGGCUGCUGGUCGCUCAGCUCCAGCUCGGCUACUUUACAAAAUUUUUUGAGAUCGAACCCCACACUGUGACAUGGAUGUAAAAGACCUUUGUAGAGAACUGUAGAUGGAGUGGUCUAUCUCUUUAACGAGCCCAGUAAAUCUUAACUAGCCCCUCUUUAUAAGAGAACUGUUGCAUAGGAUUGAAUAAUAAGUACAAAUGACCAUUGGCUCUAAUAGAGUUUGGGAAGGCACUAAAAGAAAGCCCACGUCUGGUACUUCACUAUCUGUCCUGUCAUCAGUUUACAUUAGGUCAAGAGAAAGGCCUCUAAAUUGAAUCAAUGCUGAAUAAUACUGUACUGUAAUGGCACCCGUAGCUGUGGGAGACCACAUUACACAACCUCUAUACUUUAUUUGGAUGGACAUGUGCAGAGAUAUCUAAGUAUAUGAAGCCCAAUAAAAGAGAGAUUUCGUUCUUAGAGAUUCUGUAGGCUUUAAAAGGAAGAGUUGAAUUUUCCAAAUUGUCAUUGGUUUAGGGAGAACAGGUGUUAAAGGUGUGCGUGGUCGUAUCCAAUCAGCAUUCAGCCCCUGGGUUUCAGUCUGAUGCAUGAAUCUGACAUCCUCACCUUUAUUUUCCCUCUCUUUUUUUCUCCUGAGUGACAUGUCACCACUUUAUGCCUGCUUACUUAACAGGUGCUUGUUGGCUAUCAUAUUUGGAUGAUUAUUUCAGGGCAAAAAAAAAACUGGUAAAGCAUGUUUUGAGUAGGUUUGGGUGCAUUUGCUUCAAUCAAUGUUUGAUGGGAUGUUUCAGGUAAGUUUGCAGUGGUAACAGGAUGAAGAGGUGAUCUGGUUUGGCUUGCUUCUGCGAUAUCAUGCUGUGACUUUACCUGAUCUUAAUGUCUCUGUUUUACUUCCCUUCUCUCUCCUGCCUUUGCUACCUCUCCAUACCCCUCACCUAUUCCUUCUUCUUUUUUGCUUGCCUUUUCUCUCUCAUCUCUCUAUGAUCUUUCUUUUCAUCUCUUUUUUCUUUCCUUACUUUGCCUCUUCCCUCCUUUUUUCUACUGCAUUACCACCCCUUUUCUCCAGGUUCCUGACAAAGAGGGAGCAGCAGCUGAUGCAGAGGCGUCAUCAUGCCGAGGAGCUGCUGCAGUGGAAACAGCGGCUGGACCAGGAAGAGGCUGAGGUGUGCAGGAUGGAAAAAGAGGCCCUAGCUGUGUGGGAAAGAAACACUCCAAAGGACACGAAAGGGGAAAUGUCCGACACUAGCCCAAGUGCCAGACACCAUCAAAGCACAGAGCCUCGAACUGACAGUGAAAAAGGUGAAGCAGCAGAUACCUAGCUGGUCCUGGCCGGUUCUACUGACAGAAUAGAUACGAACUUUGAUGAAUGAUGUCAAAAUUAAUAUGUAGAAACACAGUAAUCUUCAUGAUUGAUUGUUUUAUGGGUUUUCAGAGUAUGCAAGUGAGGGUGACGGCUUCUCUCCAACAUCUGAGUCCAGUAUACACACAGAAGGGCCCGGAUCCCAGCAACUAGGAAGCCCGUCAGGACAACCUGCAUCAGCCCAUGAAACACCUUUGGCCUCUGUCCAAAGCAGCCCUGCAAAUUACACUCAGGACUUUACCUCGGCUUCCCACUCACUGAGUAGACAAGUAAGCAGAGAUGCGGUUUUCCUCCUCAGUCAUUUAUGUUGCGCAAGGUGCCGUUUCUUUAAUGGUAGUUGAUAUCAUCUGAGUUUUAAGUGUAGCCACUGGGGGUAGUUUACGCUGUAGUGCGCAGGCUUCAGACCAUUUCUUUGUUAAUAAAUCUGUCGAUGUUACUCAAGGGUUAUCAUCGAAACUUGAUGUUGUGUUCCAGCCCUGCAAGAGCCUAGCCACUCAUUUGCUAGUUUACUUUGUGUGUAAAAUAUUUAUCCAGGCUUACCUCCAUCAGUCCAUCUUACUGUGAUGUUACAUUCUUAAGUAUUAUUCCUCUCUCUCCCCCUCCCCCUCUUCCUUCCAAGUCGGUCCAGUCUCCAUUCAAAGGCAGCCACAGCCCUUCUGCCUCUCCUUCAGAUGGCAGCAGCAAAACCAGGAUGCAUCCUCGCUUCCCUUCCCGCACCCCAAACCAGGCCCACACUCAGCAGACUGACUCACUGAUGGCCACACAGACAGGUGAGUAACAAGUGACUUUUAACGAUAGUAUAUUUGAUGAUUUUGGAGUGUUAACAGUUUGUAAUAGUUUUCAGAGAAGGCAGGAGAUAGAAAGUAGAGGGACUGAAUGUAAUACAGCUAUAAUGCUGGCUCUUUGUAGUCAGGCAUAAUGUGAUGCUGCCAGGGAUACAUUAUGCAAGCACUUCCCUGAUACCUAACCUGCUUCGCUGUCUGAUAGUGGUGGAGAAUGCUUUGCAUUGCACUAAGUUAUCACAAGAAACUCUUCUGCUGCCCUAGUAUUGCAGCUGGAUGUGUUGAAUCCAUUGUCAGGCCACUCUUAAAACCAUGAAUCCUCACAAUACUGAUGGUUCAUUGAUUAGUGGCCAAAGAAGGAGUGAAAAAAUUCUCUGCACAAUUCUUGGUAAAGAAGUGUACGCUAAUCUCUGAAAGAAUUGGGAGUUCAAAUGGGCACAAAGUUGGAUUACUCCCCGCUAAUCAAGAGGCCUGGCACGGGUUUCACAUUAUAACUGCGAUUAUUUAUCUAAAUUUACCCACAGAACCCAUUUCAGACCAGAGCGACAUUGAGAGCCGUAUCAAGGCCUUGAAGGAAGAACUCAGGAAACGAAAGUUUAUGGCCUACCAGCUGAAGAAAGAGCAGAAGAAGAGGCACAAGGAGCGAUUAAAGGCACAGGAGGCCAGCCUACUUAAGCAGCUGGAGGUAAAUGCGUUAGUUUGCGUCCAUUGUUGCAUUUAUCUUUGAAGUGUAUAAGUAAAUUUCAUUCUGAUCUGAUUUGUUAAAAUCUUUUUUUUUUUCUUUUCAGAGCUAUGACAACUUCAUCGAGAAAACUAAGGCAGAACUGAACAAGGAGCCGGACUCGACGCCUGAUUCAAGGUCUCUGAUCAAAGACUCCACCUCAAUCUCUGAGCAAUCGAGUAUUAAACCAGCUAGUCACAGGUACCACCCAGUUGUAAACAUGACAUAAUAUUAACUUAACUAUAUUUAAAUUUCAAAACUGCUGUUUACUAAAAGUUAAUCCUCUUCUCUCAGGUCUGAAACCAGCAAAAUCUCUGAGCCUGAAAGGAGGCCAACUGAUGCUUCUCGAGAAAACAGUGGGUGAUAUUCUUACUAUAGCCGACACAAACACUACAUGAACUAUUUAUUGCAUAUUCAUGUGGGUUUGGUCCCUUAUAAAUUGAUUUGUCCUUUUACACCAGAUUUGCAUCCUCAACUUGGUGAUAGUAGAUCAACCUCAGUGCCUGAAGAAUUUUCUGAUGAAGACCCACCAACAGUCACUCCAACUCCUGUUCAGAGCAGCCCAGAGUGCCCAGGUCUUAAGAGGCCUUCCUCUCACAAAGCCCAUACAUCUAUGAAUGAGUCGGAAGAGGAGGGCAAUCUGUUUCAUCUGAAAUCUGGAAUUCAGGAGGAGCGAGAAGUGAACGUGAGCUCACAGUUAGAGGAUCAGCAAUUUCAACAUCUUCAAGAACAAGGAAAGGAAGACACUAUCGACUCUCAACGGAAACUGUCUAAAACCGCCUCCCCUUCCAGUAGUGAAGAAAAGCUGUAUUCGCCGUCUGUUAGCAUAGAGCAAGGUAAUCAAAUAAAGCCAAGCGAAACGUCCAGAGCUGAAGAAGCAAUAAAAUCUAGCAGUAUUGCAUCCAGUAGGCCACAUUCUGCUCUAAUGGACCUCAAAACUUCCUCACAACGCCUGAGCUCUUCAUCUAGUAAUUACUCCUGCUCUCCGGACUCGGUCGUAUGCACCUCAAAGAACGAGGCACAUGUAAAGGAUGACGACACCGCUUCUCCUAUAGCGGAUUGUUAUCAAGUCGACUUUGAGUCCUCAGUGGAUUGUUCGGCCAGAGGAGAGCUUCAAAAAUCAAAGCCAGCCUCUCAAACCUCAACGUCAAUAACAGAGAAGACGGGCUCAAGAAAAGGCAGCCAGAAUGACGAGGUAGAGGAGGAGAUAGCUGAAGACCUGAGUCAUCAUUCAGGGAUUAGUGUUAACAGCAUCCAGUCUGGAAGAAUGUCAGAUCUUGAUACGCUCACAGGAGACUCAGCCCAUGACAAAAAGGACAGAGUUCAAACCAGCCGCUCACCAUCCACUUCCCCUCCUCACCGAGAUGAAAUGCCCAGUUUUGACGUCGGUGACAGGGUUCUUGUUGGCGGUGUUCAGCCUGGCAUUCUGAGAUUCAAAGGCCCAACCAGCUUCGCCAACGGCUUUUGGGCUGGCGUGGAGUUGGACAAGUCCGAGGGGAACAACAACGGCACUUACGAUAAUAUUGAAUACUUUAAGUGCAGCGAGAGUCACGGUAUCUUCGCUCCUCCAGACAAGAUCACACACCUGCCAGAGAUGUUUGAGAUCUAUCCAGACACUACAGAGGAUGAGGACUCAUUCUUCGAUGAUCUGUCAGAUAAAAGUGGGAAUAAACAAAAGGCAGGUCGGGACAAAAACAAAAACCUGAAGAAUAAAAGAGAAGCGACAUCCAUCAAGACCUCUGGUUCUGGAGAUAAGAAGAUUACAGAGGAGCCCGUUCACAAAGAUGGAUCCACCCUCAAUUCAGAGCACAAUAAAGAAUCAGAGCAGCUCAAUCAUAAUGGCAGCACUGCAGACAUAUUGUUGGAUAAUGAAGAGGCACCACUUAACCUCCUCAUCAUCGGCACGGACAAAGGUGACUUGCAGAAUCACAAUCAGAAGGAGAGUGCUGCUGUUGUUGAGAGAAGGGAUGUAGGCCAUCCCUGUCAGCUUAUUCCCGCGGAUCUGUCCACAGACAUCAGAAAACAAGAUAAGGACAGAGACUUGCUGGACACAUGUGCAGACAAGCUCCUCCAGAGCUUUGUGAAGGACGCUGUCGAGCAGUUCGCUCAAAUCAAAAAGACGAAAGAUAAGAAGAUACAAGCUGCGAACCAGAUGAAUGGAGAGUUGUUUGGUGAACAUGCUGAAGAAGAGGAGGAGGGUUUCCCCUCUGUGGAGCAAAAAGAUGGUCUACCCUUUUUCCUGGCCACAGAAAAGGAGGAGCUGUCAUCUCCAGAGCUGUAUAACAGACCGGUCAGUGUACCUUUGAUUCUUUAUUGAGCUGUUUAUAAAAGUUUCAUCAUCUAUUUUUCUUCUUUAAGAAAUGAGGAUGAGUAAAAACUAUUGGAUUGUGAUCGUGUUGACAUGUUUGAAAUAUCUGAUUCUCACUGUGGGGAAAUGAUAUAAUCAAGUCACUGACAAACAGUACUUGUUGAUUUGACCUGUUGGUACAGCCAAAGUCCACUUUGAUGUUGACAGACUGUGUAGAGUUUGGUCUUUUUUUGCUGAGAGCGGUGAUGUGUCUGAAACCACACAGAGAUAAAAAAAAAAACAACUUAAGUUCCAGAUCUUAAGCAUAAACCCAUCAUCAUGUGUCAUGGUUUAGUGAUAUUUGUGGAUGGUUCUAGCUUCAAAUUAUGUUUAAUUUCUUUCUUUAUUUCCCUCAAAACAGGAGAGUCCAGUGCUGGGGGCCAGUGGUCAAGAAGAGCUGGCCAAGAGACUAGCAGAGCUGGAACUGAGCCGCGAACUGCUCAACGACCUGGGUGACGAUCAGGACUGGUUCGAUGAGGACUUUGGCCUGAGCUCCCGCAGAGAACAGCAGCGACUCAAACAACAGCAGAGACAGGAGGAGGAAGAGGCAAGGCUGGGGAGGCCAGGCUCAUCAGCUGGCACUGCCCUGGGGGGGCUCACCCCUUCACCAAGUGGGGAACUGCAAGUUAAGACCCCACCCAGGCCAGAGCCACCUCUUCCUCUGCCUCCCAAACUGCCUGAGCAGCCUGCUAUGGUGGUGCCCCACUCAGCCACAGAGGUGGAGAAGAUGGUCCAUGCCGCCACUCAGGAGAUCUGGCACAGUUGUGGCUUGGGGAAGGAGGGAGUACUCGCCUUUACCCAACUGUCAAACCCCCAGCCUUCACAAGAGUAUCUGGGUAAAGAGAGCAGCAGCCAGGACCAGAAGGCUCUCUCUAUCCGCAGCUACAGAAAGGUGAACAGGAGAACUUUGAAGGCGUAUAAGAAGUGUAGAAAAGAGAGACAUCAGUAAAGAGAGCCCAGUGAAAACACAACUACAACACAAGACACACAUAGAGCCUUUAUUUCCUUUAUACACUCUCAACAAUCAUGGUAUCAUUUUUCUACCUCUGUAGUACUAAGACAACAUCUGUAGGCUUGAAAUAACUAAAGCUGUAUGCAAGCUGACUUCACACGAUUCAGCAGAUUUCCUUUGAUGUAGUGUUUUUCUAUCUGCAUUUUUAUUUCAGUCUCUUUGGUGACAUUUGGAAAUUAUUUCCAUUAUUUAAUGUCUUACUUUAAGAAAGUACCAGCAGCUGUAAGCUCUGUUUCAUUGAAUUCCACUUACUCAGAUACUCUCUGUUCUGUUUAUAGGCUGUGUAUGACCUGACAUGGGAGAUGCUGCAGGAGAUCUAUGCUGAGGACCCCAAUACUGAUCAGCCUCAGUGGGUCAAACCACGCCGCAUCAAGUCCUCCUUCCAUAGAGUAAAGACAGCUGGAGACAUCGCAAAGGUCCAGGUAGAGUACUGCAGGAAAUUCACUUCCAAUGGAAAGAGACUCCAUAUUUAUUUUACUUGACAAGUUCUUACAGUAUUAAAACAAUGUUACCAUGACAACCUGGUCUGACUAUAUUGAAGGUGUAGUUUUGCUGUAGUAAGAGCUUCAGUCUUAUCUGUGGCUGGAAGAAUAAACAGACUUCACAGUGUGGCUUUAGUCAAAUCAUUUGCUUAUCAGUUCAGUGAUAAAUUACUGAACAGUUACACAAAUUUUAACGCAGUACCAUACCACUCACACUUGUAGUUAUAUAUUGUUUAAUUUAUUCCUUUGAUCUUGUGUAUCAGGAAUUCAUCACAACGGAAGUCUUGAACCUGUACGGCCUGACAAAAGACCAAUGCCAGAAAAAUGACUGGCAGAAGAUGCUCAAAUUUGGCAGAAAGAAACGAGACAGAGUCGAUCACAUACUGGUGGGUUCUUAUGAGUUUUGUGCAUUAUUUUUACGGGCAGCAGUUUCUCAAAUGCAGAAGUUUUCAGCUGACUUUUUCAUGUCCUUUUCAUGUCAUCCUAUAUCUGUUUUAUUUUUCUUUUGGAAAAUCUGAACCAGUUUUUUCCUUCUCCCUUCCUUUUCCUUGUGGGGGCAGUAACACUUAAAUGAAAGUUCAUAUUGAAGUUUUAUGGUUGACAGACUUGAUUUAAAAUUAAGACCUUUAAAAAAACAUUUUUAAUAUGAAUCUGUUAGCAGCUUACAGCUUUUUUUAUUGUAGGAUGUUAACAUUUCAGUUAAAAUGUUUCGCUUUUUUGAGUCUCUAGCCGAAACAUGAACAUGUGAUGUGAGUGCAGGACUUGACUUUCUCUGUCUUCCAGGUUCAGGAGCUGCAUGAGGAGGAGGCUCAGUGGGUAAACUAUGAUGAGGAUGAACUAUUUGUUAAGAUGCAGCUGGCAGAUAGUAUCUUUGACGCUCUGCUAAAGGACACUGCAAACGUGCUUACGCUAAUCUACGACAAGAGGGCCAAAGUUGACGCCCUCUCCUGACAGUUUUCCUGCUUUUGAUAUUGAAACUACAACCUCUAGCUCAACCCCCGUCUUCCCUCACCACAGUGAACUCCACCCAACCCAACUACUGCUGCUCAGUCUUCCACCAGCUGAUGUGCCAACAGCAACCAUCAGAUGCCUUUAGUCCCAGCAUUACCUCUCAGCUAAACAACUGUUUCUGUGACAUUAAUUUGCUGAAUUUUGCUUCAGCUAGUGUAGUUUUCUAAUAAUUUUUCAACACACAAAUCCUUAACUCCGUCAAGUCUCACUUGUCACCUUCUGGACUGGUCCUUUUCAACACCAGUUGGAGAAAAUAAAUGUAGUUCGAUCGGACUGACUGUGCCAUUUGUUAGCAUUUCAAAUCCAUAAAUGCUGCUAAGUUAUUGGUUCCACUGAGGACUUGAAUAUUUAAAAUCCACCUGGAACAAAUGCUGGUUGUUAUAUUUUAUGAUUAAUCUGAAAGUAAAUAUUAUUUCUGGAUUUAAAAAUUUUAAAAGAGGAACAGAUAAAAACAAAUGAUUGAACAGUGACAUGCUGUUUUCUAUAAAGCUCAUAAACUUUAAAAGAACUUGAGCUCAAGUCUGACUGAUGGACAUCAUCUAGCUUAAACUAGGGUGAUGGAAUUGAAUUUUGUCACAGAUCAGAAAUUGUCAGACUGCACUGUACUAAAUCACUGAGAUCAGAUAUUGUACAAACAUUUUUCUUCUGUUUAUAUUUUAUUUAUUAUGUGCUAAUGUUUAAUGAGAGGAAAGAGGAUCAUUCUGAAUUGUAAAUGACUGUCAACAUGUAAAAAAAAUAACAUUGAAUGAAACUGUAAAAAGCACAAACUGAAAUGUGAAUGUGAACUUGGCAAUAUAUUAUAUAGGAGGUUUGAAGAGUUUUAUUGUAACAAGAUUCUGGUGGGGGGAAACAGUUGUAAUAUAUAAUUUUUGUAGAGUUGACGAUUCAAUCAAAACUGUUGUUAGUACUUUUUCAUGGCCACGGCUGCUCAGAUGGUUAACACAGUCCUGCGUGUCCCUCUCUUAUACUAAGCCUCAAGUGUGUUAAUUGAAAUGGUUCAAAUGUUACUGUUGAAUAGAUGUUGAGAUUUCAUUCAGUCUCUUUACUUUAUGAGCCUAAACAUACUGAGUUUGUUGUCUGAGAAGAGGGCACACAAGACCAGCAGUGGGCCUAACUUGGUAGUCUAAGAAUCAAAUGAUAGGACAGUACUGAAAUGCUGGAUUUGAGCCCUACUGAUCCCACAGUCCUGAAAAAAAAAUGCCUGUUGUUAUCUUUCAUUGAUAUGUAGUCCUGGGUAACUUGUUAAAGCAUUAGUCACAUAGCAGCAUUAUUCCACGACCUGCAGUGGAUCUUGACUGACGAUUGGCAAGUUCAAACCAGCCAGCUGACUGGAAUGUAGCCUGGUGAUGUAGUCAGACAGUAACAGUAGUUUUUCCUCAGCUUUUAGUUCAAGUGCCUCUUUAUGUUGAGUUGCAGAUUUAUAAUAGACUUUGUUGACGUCUCAACAUCCUUUGGACCUAAUUUCUUUGAAUGUCCCUUUCAACUGCUGUAUACCACCUUUUUCUGAUCCUUAAAUGACCGCCUUUCCGUCUGACCGGUUUGCCGAUAUUUCAGUUUCUGCCUUAUCACUCUUUUUGUGCGUAAGUUAGCUGUGGUGUUUUUUAAACCUCACUUUCCUCUGCGUCAGACUUUUGUAACAAAAAUGUCAUCAGCUUAAUGUCCCUGUUGUCAAGCAUAUAGACACAGUUGAGUCAUUUUAUUGGCAAAUAUGUCAAGAACUAGUUUGUAGACACUCCACCCACACAGGCUGCACACUGUGUAACAUGGAGCUGGCGAGGCUGAGCACGUAGGACUGGAUACAUCUAAGGGCUAAUUUUGGUCCUCACUGCUAGUGCUGCUUUCGACUAACUAACUGUGUACAAACUGGUUCUGGCACGUGCGGCAGAGUUUGUUAAUCUUCAUUGACAGUUUGGUACUGAAGUGACCUUAAACUUAGGACACAGUCUUUCUUCUACUGUCAGUGUUUGGGUUUCUAACUUGUAUGUUCAAACUGUAAAUUAUAUAAUGUGGAAAAGACCAAAAACAUUUGACACUGACCUCCUCAAAGCUGUAUGACUUGUACAUCUGCUCCUUAGUCAUAUGUAACUGUAAUUGUAACCUGAUUAGAAACACUUUUGCAAGCCUUUAUAACAAUCCCUCUUGGAUUGUCCUCUUGAAUUGAUUGUACGUGGAACAUUGCUCAGUUCCCCUCUGUAACUAUGCAGUACUUGGUCUCGUGCAUUGUUUUCUAUGUGUGUACCAAACAGCUGAGACUUUUGCUGUCGUCUGUAGAUUGAACAAGUCUUCAAGAAGCUUGAAGCUGUUUGGUUUAGGAUGGAGUUUCUACUCUGUGCUGCAGAGGUCCGUUUUCAUCAGUAAAGAGAUGAAGCAAAUAACCUGGUCAGAGAGUACUGAGAACUAAAAGAGAAAAAAAAUUGGCACGAAUGAUUUGAUCAUCAAACUGAACUCUGUCUGUCCUACAUUUUUCCCUUUUGUCUUUUGAAAGUUUAUGAGUAUUUAUAAUAAUAUGCUGUGAGAGUGCGCUAAUUGCACUUGAAGACUUGUACAAUUCUUUUAUGGGUGUAAAUAUACUGUCUAUCCAAUCUGACCCACUGUUACUGUAACAUUAAUGAUUGUUGUAAUAAACACUGUUUACUUUGCAAAUAUGUGCAUAGUAUAUAUUUGUUAUCUAACUGAACUUGUAUGAAAUUGUAAAUAAAGCUUUCAUUGUUUAUAAGAGAAAGCUGA
Xyrichtys novacula (pearly razorfish) is the source of this 34410-nucleotide messenger RNA. The record is from the annotation of a GenBank genome assembly. NCBI's taxonomy places the organism in Eukaryota, Metazoa, Chordata, Actinopteri, Labriformes, Labridae.